Messenger RNA from Haliaeetus leucocephalus (bald eagle), 681 nucleotides. Its product is annotated as lysozyme C, milk isozyme-like. The coding region runs from base 1 to 681 and encodes 226 amino acids. Lineage: Eukaryota; Metazoa; Chordata; Aves; Accipitriformes; Accipitridae. The record is from RefSeq and is a predicted model, not a curated record. The transcript has 3 exons.
AUGGGGUCUCCCCUGCUGCUGCUGCUGCUGGUGGCCUUGCUGACCACCAUCACCAAAGCCAAGGCGUUCAGCCGGUGUGAGCCGGCUCACGUGCUCCAGGAAGAGGGGCUGGAUGGCUACGGGGGCUACAGCCUUGCCAGCCGUGAGUUUCAAUCCCGUCUGCCCACUGCCUUUCCUUCCCAGCUGCUGCGGCACAGCCUGAAUGCCUUCUGCCCCUGCCCAGGGCUUUGCGUGGCCUUUAACGAGAGCAUCUUCAACACGGCAGCCCAAAGCAUUGAAGCAGAUGGCGGCGCUGACUACAGCAUCUUCCAGAUCAGCAGCCAGCUGUGGUGCAUCGAUGACUGCAGCCCCUCAGAUAACCACUGCAGGAUGGCUUGCAGGGAUACCACAGCACUGCUCCCCCAGAGCCAGCCCCAGGAGUGGAGGCAGCAACCUGAGCCCUCCUCCUCUGCCCAACUUCACCCCCUGGCCAAAAUGGAGCCAUGGAGACAUGAGGGGCCCAACCUGGGCAACCCGAUGCCUGUGGCCACAGGAAAUCUGUUAUUGAGUAACGUAACUGGUGAUAUCAUCUGUGCCAAAAGAAUUGUGAGAAACCCACAAGGAAUGAAUGCCUGGGAGGGCUGGGCAAUGCACUGCAAGGGACAAGAGCUGUCUGAGUGGGUGGAAGGAUGUGACCUAUGA